UUACGUUGCCACCCCCUUGUACGGGCGGGGGGAGAUUUUUUAUGUUAUCUGCGUGAGAUCCAUUGCUUUCAUCGACGAAAGGAAAGGAAAGGAAAGGAGUUACUGGUAAUUGACGCCCGCCUGCACUCUCACGUCAGUCCAGAGGUCCGUGUGAUCAGGAGAGAUGGAUGAGCAAACGAGAAGGCCAUGUUUAAAUUUGGCCGGUCCGGUCGCAAUUUCCUUCGACUGACCUAGCGCAUUCCGGACUUCCGAUCGCAGUUGUGGUCGAGACGACCUGCGGAAGUCUGUCUGAGAGAGGCGACGUGUCGUGAAUUCCGAACGAGAUUCUUACACUGCCGAGCAGGGAAUGCGAGUGAGCAGGAUUCCGUUGCUGAUGCGCAAUUGACCCAAUUCUGUCAAUGCUGUGGUGCGUCUAAUUCGUAGGUUUUUGGACAAGAGAGAGAUAGAGAGGGAGGGAGGGAGGGAGGGAGAGUGUUGUGGAGGGUUUUGGGUGGGCUGGGCUGUGGGCAGGGAGGAUGAAGUUUCGGUGAGGCCUUUGACUCUGGCAACAAUCGGAGGAUUGUGUGAAUUCGGAAGCACUGGAGAAUUGGUUGAAUUCGGCGUGGACUUGGUUCCUGCCGAGAGUGGUUUGGGCACGCGAGUGAGGGGAGGAGAUUCAGGGAAUACGUAAUUCCAAUGUUCAGCUUGUCGUCGCACGCGCUCUGUGUGCGUGCUUCAACGGCGCAAGUUCCGGCCCAAAUUCCAGCGCAGCAUAUCUUGAAGGCUGUUAAGAUCGCGGAUUCGUCUGCUGGUUUGACAGCCCCCCACCCCAAUGCUGGUUGUGUCAUAGCUCAUGGCCCUCGUGUGGUCGGAGAGGGCUUUCUGUAUGCACAGGGGACGAAGAGCGCAGAAGUUCAAGCCGUGGAAAGAGCCAGGGAUUUAUCGAAAGGAGCCACUGCAUACUUGAACUUGGAGCCUGGAGAUUGCCAUGGAGACGACAGCGCUUUGAAAGCUCUUACACAAGCAAAUUUGUCGAAAGUAAUUAUUGGUCUUCGUCAUCCGCUUACUCAUUUGCGAGGAAAAGCGAUAGAAGCUCUAAGAGCCGAGGGUAUAACUGUGGAGGUUCUGGGCGAGGACUUGAUAGAAGGUGAACAACUCCAGGAAGUUACCAGGGCUUGUCAGUUGAUAAAUGCGCCACUACUAUGUAGAGCUGUCCAACGUUUGCCAUAUUCUGUCCUCAAGUAUGCAAUGACACUAGAUGGAAAAAUCGCAGCAAAUACCGGACAUGCUGCUUGGGUAUCAAGCUCGGAGUCCCGUCGACGUGUGUUUGCCACUAGAGGCAGAAGUGAUGCUGUUAUCGUGGGAGGCAACACAGUACGCCGUGACAAUCCACGGCUAACUACACGUCAAGAUGGGGGCCAUCUUCCAGUUCGCAUCGUCAUGUCAAGAUGCAUGACUCUACCACCGGAUGCGAAUCUCUGGAAUGUUGCCAAUGCACCAACAAUUGUGAUGACUCAACGAGGGGCUCGGCGGGAAUUUCAAGCUCAGUUGGUUGCCAGAGGUGUGGAAGUUGUUGAAUUUGAUUUUCUUACUCCCAAAGCAGUAAUGGAUUAUUGCUUCGAUCGGGGAUUUUUGUCUGUGAUGUGGGAAUGUGGAGGAACACUAUCUGCGCCUGCUAUUGCGUCAGGGGUCAUUCACAAGGUCAUAGCGUUCGUAGCCCCGAAGAUUAUAGGAGGCGUGUUGGCUCCAUCACCAGUCGGGGAGCUGGGGAUGGUAGAAAUGACUCAGGCUCUGAAUUUGUCCGAUGUCGCCUUUGAGCAGACUGGCCCAGACAUGUUGAUCACUGGAUAUCUACAGCCCGUUCCCGCUUUGUAUCCCUCUGUAUCAGCGGCAGUUGAGCUGGCACUUGCAGAUUAUCUUACUCCUUCUACCAAACCUCCAGCAGUUAUCACAUUCUACAAAACCUGGGACCUAUAUGGUGCCUUCUCCAACUUCUCUCCUCAUCCAAUUACGGUGCCAGAUGAAGACGGCAACGACGUUGUCUGGAACAGUGUUGAGCAUUAUUAUCAGGGUCAAAAAUUUAGAGGAGUACAAGAUUCCUUGGCUAUAGAGCGCGUUCUGAAGAUUCAAGUAGCAGCAAGUCCGGAAGAGGCAGCUCGACUUGGACGCUCAUUCGGCAGAGAACGACCAGAUUUGCUGUGUCCUGAUUGGGAUGAAAAGAAGUUGGACGUCAUGUACAAAGCCCUUCGCCUGAAGUUUACUAGCUAUGAAGCUCUAAAAGAAUUGCUACUAUCCACGGCAGGAUCAGUCAUAGUAGAGGCCUCCCCGAAUGAUCUCUUUUGGGGAGCCGGUAGGACAGGAGCUGGACAGAACAAUCUUGGUAUUCUCUUGAUGAAACUUAGAACCGAACUUAUAAAAGAGUCAGAAGGAAACCAGAGUGUUAAGCGGCAAGCAGAUUCUGCUGCAGUAACUGCUUAAACUUUUAUGAGAAAGUUAAGUGGGACUCAAGAACCCCACCCAAUUUUAUCCUGCUAUAGCUCGAGUCAUCGAGUCAUCGAGUCAUUUAGAGAGGAGCUUCAAAUCAAGCACGGCACAUUUGUUAUUAGAUUAUAUAUAUGCAUGUUUGCAAAGUUCAGACAUACUGAUCCUUACACCCGAUUAUGAAGUUUACUGUACAAGUGCUGCCGUAGUGUAUCUGCCAUCAAUUUCCCAUUCUUCUGGUCGGCGUUACGACUUCUGGGCCUCCCGGUGCCAAUGGAGGUUGGGGAAUCACAUCAGUGGUGUAGUCCCAGUCCAGCUUCAGCAGUUUGUCACGAGUACUACGUCCCGUGAGGUUGCAUAAGUUAUGUCUGGAACAGCCGGAACCGAAGAGACAUUCAAGUUGGAUUAGCUGGGCUGGUUUUGUUGGACCAAUCAUGCGCCAGCUGUGCUGGCCUUUUAUUUCUUAAGCAGCGCUACAUUCAAUGAAUUGGCUGGUCCAGGCUUUCAGAUGUAGCGUCAUCAGCCUGUUAUGAAAGUUAAUCAAAAGCAGUUGUUUUUAUGUCCUCC
Marchantia polymorpha subsp. ruderalis is the source of this 3027-nucleotide messenger RNA. NCBI's taxonomy places the organism in Eukaryota, Viridiplantae, Streptophyta, Marchantiopsida, Marchantiales, Marchantiaceae. The record is from the annotation of a GenBank genome assembly.